AUGGCAACUAUCCAAAUCCGCGAAGCUACACAACAACUUGUUAAGAGACAGAACUGGGCAGCCCGUGAGCCUGGUGUCAUUGUUGUCUUCGCCAUAGUCUUCAUCGUCGCAUCAGGACUUAUCGGUCUUCAAAUAUCUCGAUGGAUCUCUCGCCAUAGAGAAAGACAAGCAGCAAAGCGGGACUUGGGAGCCAACGCUUAAUUGGCAUGAUCCCAUUGUGUUGCUUUGUUGCUACAGGUGCGUUGAUUUAUCGAUCCGGUUCGAUAAUUCAGACAUGAGGUCCAAAUACUUACUCUAAGCAAUGGACAUCAUGUAACAUCACGUUUUUCCCAAGUCUGAUACGUUUUGAUAUGGGAUUUGUGAACGUUUAAAGAGAACCUCUAUGUCGAUAAAGGUUACUUCUGUUU
Molecule: messenger RNA, 407 nt
Organism: Botrytis sinoallii
Lineage: Eukaryota; Fungi; Ascomycota; Leotiomycetes; Helotiales; Sclerotiniaceae
Exons: 2
Coding region: 1-201 (66 amino acids)
Source: RefSeq, a predicted model, not a curated record